Molecule: messenger RNA, 1924 nt
Organism: Vespa crabro (European hornet)
Lineage: Eukaryota; Metazoa; Arthropoda; Insecta; Hymenoptera; Vespidae
Gene: r-l
Product: uridine 5'-monophosphate synthase
Exons: 5
Coding region: 324-1742 (472 amino acids)
Biological process (GO): 'de novo' pyrimidine nucleobase biosynthetic process; 'de novo' UMP biosynthetic process
Molecular function (GO): orotidine-5'-phosphate decarboxylase activity; orotate phosphoribosyltransferase activity
Source: RefSeq, a predicted model, not a curated record
CGUAUGUUAUUCGUUGACAAGAGAGUUUGUUGAUUCAUGGAUAAGCACUAAUUAUGAAAAAUUAAUUAUAAGUGCGGGAAACAAAGGAAUUAUAUUACCGUAAAAUUUCCAGAGUGAGAUUAAUAAUUCAUUAUUAUUAUUAUUAUAUAUUCGUUAUUUUUUCGUUAUACUUAUAUACAUAUAUUAUAACUAUUACUCUAAAAUAUUCACUAUUUGCAACACGUGACCUUCAGAGCAUAUGCUUCAAGAAACAUAGAGGAAGAAAUCAACAGAUUGUGUUUUAUUUGAAGGUGUAACAGUUACAAAUAUAAAAAAGAAAAAUAAUGCAAGACCAAUUAAAAGAGUUGGCAGUAGCCUUAUAUGAUAUUGGAGCUGUAAAGUUUGGAGAAUUUAUAACCAAAGUUGGUCUGAAGACACCUAUAUAUUUUGAUUUACGUGUUAUGAUAGCAUAUCCUCAAAUAAUGUCUAGAUUAGCAAAAGCUCUUUGGCAAUUAGCAAAGACUCAAACUGAUACAAUUCAACUUUGUGGGGUACCUUAUACUGCUCUUCCAUUAGCUACUUUAAUUUCAGCAGAAUAUAAUAUGCCAAUGUUGAUUAAGAGAAAAGAAGCUAAGAAUUAUGGUACAAAAAAUCUUAUAGAGGGUAACUUUAAAUCAGGCGAUCACUGCAUAAUAAUUGAAGAUGUAGUUACAAGUGGAAGUAGUGUUUUAGAAACUAUAUAUGCUUUAAAAGAGGAAGGCUUAAUUGUAACUGAAGUUUUGGUGGUAAUUGAUAGGGAACAGGGUGGAAGGAAAAACCUAGAAAAUAAAGGAAUCAAAAUGCGAAGUCUUUAUGAUGUAACUUUAUUAAUGGAUUGCUUGUUAGAUUAUGGCAAAGUUACACCAGAAAUUGUAAAAGAUGUAGCAAAUUAUUUAAAAUCGUGUCAAGCACCAAUUCCUUCUUUAUCAGUGAAUAUAGUGAACGAAAGAUUGAACACACCAUUUAGUAUACGUGCAAAUCAAACCAAAAACGCAGUGGCUUCUAAAUUGUUUCAAUUAAUGGAGACAAAACAAUCUACUUUAUGUUUGGCAGCUGAUUUGACAAAAAUAAAUUCUAUUUUAGAAUUGGUCGAACUUGCUGGACCACAUAUCGUGAUUUUAAAAAUACAUGUAGAUAUCAUAGAAGAUUUUUCUUUUGAUUUUUUGAAACGUCUAAAGGAAUUAGCAAAGCAACACGAAUUUCUGAUUAUGGAAGACAGAAAAUUUGCAGACAUUGGUAAUACAGUCUUAUUACAGUAUAAAAACGGAAUAUACAAAAUAGCAGAGUGGGCUGAUAUUAUUACAGUACAUCCAAUUGCUGGACCUGCUAUUAUAGAUGGCUUGCAAAGUGCCUUAAAUGGUAUUAUUGAACCACGUGGUAUUUUUAUGGUUGCUGAAAUGUCUGCAAAAAAUGCUUUAACUACUGGAGAUUAUGUACAAAGGGCAGUGUCAAUUUCUAAAGAAUCUGACAUGGUAAUUGGUCUAGUAUGUCAAUCAGAUAUUAUUCCAAACUUAGGAAUGCUUCAAUUAACACCUGGUGUUAAGUUACACAACAAUUGUGAUAACUUAGGUCAACAAUACAACACACCUGAAUCAGUUGUUAAUUCGGGUGCUGAUAUAGUCGUUGUUGGUAGGGGAAUUAUUGAAGCAACGGAUCAAUUAGGUGCUAUAUUAGAGUACAAACAACAGCUUUGGAUAGCUUAUAAGAAAAGAUUAUUGAGAUAAGUAAUAUGGGAUUAAUAUAUAUCUAUAUAUAUAUAUAUAUAUAUAUAUAUAUAUUAAACCCUAUAUAUAUAUAUAUAUAUAUAUAUAUGAAAAAUACAUUUUUAUUAUAUUUAUACAUAAGAAUAUUUGUAUAUAAUUUGGAAAUAGUACAACUAAUAUACCUAUAUCAACAAAGAAAUCAU